Molecule: messenger RNA, 777 nt
Organism: Acomys russatus (golden spiny mouse)
Lineage: Eukaryota; Metazoa; Chordata; Mammalia; Rodentia; Muridae
Gene: Tsnax
Product: translin associated factor X
Exons: 5
Coding region: 1-762 (253 amino acids)
Cellular component (GO): nucleus; cytoplasm
Molecular function (GO): sequence-specific DNA binding; RNA binding; RNA endonuclease activity
Source: RefSeq, a predicted model, not a curated record
AUGGCGGACAAUGCUCGCUCCUCAGACUUCUACGGCCUGUCUGGAGUUCAUGAGUCUUGGACCAGGCAGGAAGCUAAAAGGCUCAAAGAGCAUCUGUUGGCCCACUGCCUUGCUGCCUGUCGCCACAACGCUGCCACCGGCUGCAUUUUCUUUAAGCUCUUCUUCCAGAGAACUGGCUUGUUUUCAAGAUCUGUUGGUUUCGAUAGUGAGAGUUUCACUGCCACAGCUGAUGUAACCUUGUUUGUUUGUUUCUCAGGACUGCAGGAGUAUGUGGAAGCUGUCUCUUUUCAACACUUCAUCAAGACUCGCUCACUAAUCAGUAUGGAGGAGAUUAACAAGCAGUUGACGUUUACAACAGAAGACAGUGGGAAAGAAAGCAAGACUCCUUCCUCUGAGGGACAAGAUAAGCAGCUUGUUACGUGGAGACUGAACGUCACACCUGUUGACUACCUGCUGGGAGUGGCCGACCUCACUGGAGAGCUGAUGCGAAUGUGCAUCAACAGCGUAGGGAAUGGGGACAUUGACACCCCCUUUGAAGUGAGCCAGUUUCUGCGCCAGGUUUACGAUGGGUUCUCUUUCAUCGGCAACACGGGGCCCUAUGAGGUUUCCAAGAAGCUGUACACGUUGAAGCAGAGCCUGGCCAAAGUGGAGAACGCGUGCUACGCCCUUAGAGUCCGGGGCUCCGAGAUCCCCAAGCACAUGCUGGCAGAUGUGUUUUCAGUUAAGACAGAGAUAAUCGAUCAGGAAGAGAGCAUUUCCUAAGCAGCCCACUCCGCU